AGGUUCUCGGUGAAGACCCUGCUGGAGAAGUACACGGCGGAGCCCAUCGACGACUCCUCCGAGGAGUUCGUCAACUUUGCCGCCAUCCUCGAGCAGAUCCUCAGCCACCGCUUUAAAGGCCCCGUCAGCUGGUUCAGCUCGGAUGGGCAGCGCGGCUUUUGGGACUACAUCCGCCUGGCCUGCAGCAAGGUGCCCAACAACUGCGUCAGCAGCAUCGAGAACAUGGAGAACAUCAGCACCUCCAGGGCCAAGGGCCGAGCCUGGAUCCGCGUGGCCCUGAUGGAGAAGCGCAUGUCCGAGUACAUCUCCACCGCCCUGCGGGACACGCGGACCACCAGAAGGUUUUACGACGACGGGGCCAUCAUGCUGCGGGAGGAGUCCACGGUGCUCACCGGCAUGCUCAUCGGGCUCAGCGCCAUCGACUUCAGCUUCUGCCUGAAGGGCGAAGUGAUGGACGGCAAAACGCCCGUGGUCAUCGACUACACGCCCUACCUGAAGUUCACGCAGAGCUACGACUACCUGAGCGAGGAGGAGGAGCGGGGCAGCGCGGAGAGCAGCACGAGCGAGGACAGCUCGCCCGAGCGCCCCUACCUGCCGCUGGUCACCGACGAGGACAGCUGGUACAACAAGUGGCGCAAGAUGGAGCAGAAGUUUCGCAUCGUCUACGCCCAGAAGGGGUACCUGGAGGAGCUGGUGCGGCUGCGGGAGUCGCAGCUGAAGGACCUGGAGGCGGAGAACAAGCGGCUGAAGAUGCGCCUGGAGGAGGUGAUGGUGCAGAACCAGCUGGAGAAGAGGGAGCUGGAGGGCGUCAUCCUGGAGCUGCAGGAGCAGCUGACGGGGCUGAUCCCCUGCGAGAACACGCAGCUGGCCCAGCUCUCCAAGGAGAUGGUGACGCCCCUGGUGAACCAGUGGCCCUCGCUGGGGACGCUCAACGGCAACGAGAGCGGCUCGGACAGCAAGCUAUACCGCAGGCACAGCUUCAUGAGCACCGACCAGCUCUCGGCCGAGAACAGCCUCAGCUCCGACUCCCAGCGCCUGGGCGAGGGCAAGCGCGAAGGCGAGCCCUGGGGGCCCUUGGGGAAGGACCCGACGCCGUCCAUGCUGGGGCUCUGCGGCUCCCUGGCCUCCCUGCCCAGCUGCAAGUCCCUGGCCAGCCUCAAGUCCAACGAGUGCCUGGUGAGCGACAGCAACGAAGGCAGCCCGACCCGCAGCCCCAGCUGAGACCCCCGGCCCCCGCGGAGGACUGACCUCGUCCCCCCCACCGCCCGCCGCCGCUGGAGCACGAGGGACUCGCCGAACCCGUCGGGGAAGCUGGGCACGGGUGCCCCGUCCUCCUCCCGCCCCCUCUCCUCUGGCUUUUGACACCCCGAACCAGCUCGCCGGACGCCCGGCCGGAGACGUGGACCCGUUGGGAUGCGGGAUGCCGGCCUGGGACCCCCAAGACCCCCCCCCUUUGUCCGUGCGGGUCAGGGACGGGGUGACAAACUGCACCGUGCGGGGGACACUGGGAGCAAUGGAGGGGGUGUGGGGCAACCCCCCCCCCCCACCACCACCAGGGAGGGGACACAGCGGCACCCCAGCCGCUCCCGGGGCCCUGCUCUAUGGGGGGCAGCCGUGCCAGCAUCCUGCCCCGGGGCAUGGCUGGCCCCCGGGGAGCCCACCUGGGCUCCGCCUGCCCUCCAGUGCCGGCCUCCCCCCUGCAAUGCCCGUCCCCUCCCCGGCACUCAGGCGCUGCGCGGCCCCCGGCUCGUCCCCCCUCAUCCUCCCUGCGCGGGGCCCAGCUGCGCCUCCUCGCAACAGCACCCCGCGGCAGGGACGGGACCCCCCCCGCCUUCCCAUUCCCCACCGGGUUUCGGAUGCUUUUGGUUUUUAAUUCAGCCCCGUCUGCCUUGUUGGAGCAAAAGGAAUCAAUAAAUGCAGCGAUAUGA
Molecule: messenger RNA, 1928 nt
Organism: Rhea pennata
Lineage: Eukaryota; Metazoa; Chordata; Aves; Rheiformes; Rheidae
Gene: RUNDC3A
Product: RUN domain containing 3A
Exons: 10
Coding region: 223-1221 (332 amino acids)
Source: RefSeq, a predicted model, not a curated record